CUCCUUUCCAUUCUUCUUCUUACUCCUCUUCUCUCUUCCUCUCAUCCUCCCACCCCCCUCCUCCCUCCCUCAACCGGCUCUUUCUCUCUCUCUCCUCUCGGCCACAGGCCCCACGGCCCAAUGCUCACCUCACGAGCCACUGCGUCCGGCGUCCGCCCCCUCGGGAGGCGCGCCAUGGCCGGACGCCGCGCCAACAUGUCCCGGUUGGCGACGCCACACACACCGUUCUCCCUCGCGCUCCAGACGGUUGGCAUCCCCAGCCCUCUCGCUCUCGGUCUUCGUCAUGUCCCCCGCUUCUAUUCGACCUCUACCCAGUCUACGACCACGUCUACGUCCACCUCAACUCCGCCCCCUGUUACCGGCCAGCCUCUCAAGGCUGAGCAAGCUGUCGUCAAGGUCCCCCCUCCCGGCUCUCCGGCGCCCACGCCGCCCGUCCCCGCCGAGCAGGCGGCCGAAACGGCGCUCGCUCCGCCCGAUAGCAAGGUUCCCGCCAAGGAGAAGAAGAAGCCGACGGGGCCAUGGCACAAGCGCGCCUGGGCCGUUGUCAAGAAGGAAGCCGCGCACUAUUGGGCCGGCACCAAGCUCCUCGGCCAAGAGAUCAAGAUCUCGUCCAAGCUCCAGUGGAAGGUUCUGCAGGGCGGUUCGCUGACGCGCCGUGAGCGCCGUCAGCUGCGCCGCACCACCACCGACCUUCUCCGUCUCCUCCCGUUCUCCGUCUUCAUCAUUAUUCCGUUCAUGGAGCUGCUUCUUCCCGUCGCGCUCAAGCUCUUCCCCAACAUGCUUCCGAGCACAUUCGAGGGUCAGCUAGCCAAGGAGGAGAAGGAGCGUAAGCUGCUUCGUGUCCGUCUUGAGAUGGCCAAGUUCCUCCAGGAGACUGUCAAGGACACUGGCCUCAAGGCUGACCAGGUUGUGCGCUCGGAUGAGUUCAAGGAGUUUUUCCGCAAGGUUCGGUCUACCGGCGAGAACCCGUCUCACGAUGACAUUAUCCGCGUCGCUAAGCUUUUUGACUCGGAGAUCACACUCGACAACCUGUCGCGCGCUCAGCUCGUAUCUGUCUGCAAGUACAUGAACAUCCACGCCUUUGGCACCGACACUUUCCUCAAGCACCAGAUUCGCUCGCGUAUCGAGAAGAUUCGCGUCGAUGAUAUGAUGAUCCACGCUGAGGGCGUUGACUCACUCUCGACCAAGGAACUCCAACAGGCGUGCCAGUCCCGUGGUAUCCGGUUCCAGGGCACAUCCCCGGCUCAUCUCCGCGAGGAGCUUGAGCAGUGGAUCGACCUGCACUACAUGAACAAGAUUUCUGGCGUUCUGCUUAUUCUCUCGCGUGCGUUCAACUUUGGCGGCAAGACUGAGGACGUCCUUCCCUCGCUGGUGUCGACUCUCGCCUCGCUUCCGGAGAGCCUGGUUGACGAGACCGAGCUCGCGCAGUACAAGGACGACGUCGACUUCAAGCAGAAGCUCGAGGUUCUCCAGCAGCAGCAGGAGCUCAUUGAGGAGGAGGCCGUCCAGGAGAAGGAAGAGGCCGAGGCCCGCAAGGAAAGGAAGGAGGCCGAGGAGGCUGCCAAGGAGGCAGAGCGCGAGGCCAAGGCCGCCGAGAAGGCUGCUGCCGAGGCCGAGGCUGCCGAGAAGGCCAUCGAGGCCAAGGCCACCGGCGCUGAUGAGCCUCCUGUCAUCCCCGUGACGGACGGUGCCACACCUAUCCCUGCCGCCGCUCCCACGACCGACGCUAAGGUCGCCGACGCCGCCCCCGAGGCCAAGGCCAAGGCCGAGGAGCCUGUACAGGAGGAGCCCAAGCCCGACGCCGCCAAGAUGACCAAGGAGCAGCUCAACGAGCUGGCCGAGGCCCUUUCCAUUCUCACCGCCAAGUCGUCCAUUGCGAAGGAGCGCAACGAGCUCGCCGCGCUCUUCGAGGACAACCUGCUCUCUGAGGCCCGCUCGAAGGAGAACCCGGAUGAGGCCGACUCCAAGUCGGUUGCUCUCUCGAAGCGCGUGCGCAGCAUGAUCAAGAAGAUCGACGCUCAGCUCGAGAAAUACGACGAGCGCGUUGGAUCGAGCCUCAACUUGAUCCACACCAACGCCAAGGGCCAGAUCCGGAAGAAGGACUUGUUCGGUGCGCUGCGUGUGAUUGCCCACCCCCCGCCCGACGAGAUCAUCGAGGAGAUCGGACAGAAGCUAGACCCCGACGGAGACGGGAUGGUCGAGCUCGACCACGUGCUCGAGCUCGCGCAGGAGGACGCCUUGGGUCUCGGUGUGCUCUUCGACGAGGCCACCGACCUCCUCGACAAGGGGAGCGACAUCCGCCAUUCCAAAGAUCUCAAGGAUGUCAAGGAGAUCAAGCCCAAGCGCGAAGACAUUGUUGCGGAGUAGACUAGCAUUUGCAUGGCAUAGAUUGUUUUUAG
This is a messenger RNA of Cutaneotrichosporon oleaginosum, 2399 nucleotides long. RefSeq lists its product as uncharacterized. NCBI's taxonomy places the organism in Eukaryota, Fungi, Basidiomycota, Tremellomycetes, Trichosporonales, Trichosporonaceae. The record is from RefSeq and is a predicted model, not a curated record. Gene Ontology annotation, cellular component: mitochondrial inner membrane. Gene Ontology annotation, biological process: intracellular monoatomic cation homeostasis. Gene Ontology annotation, molecular function: ribosome binding.